Messenger RNA from Durio zibethinus, 1134 nucleotides. NCBI's taxonomy places the organism in Eukaryota, Viridiplantae, Streptophyta, Magnoliopsida, Malvales, Malvaceae. The record is from RefSeq and is a predicted model, not a curated record.
AUGUCUGGUACUGCAGUUUCUUCCUUUCUAAACUUGACUUCAUCUGUGGAAAGUUAUCUGCCUAAGACAAACUUGAGUCGUGCCCUUAAGUUGUUGGAUCUUUACUAUUGUGCUUUUAGAGGGUCAAUUCCUGCAUCAUUCGGAAAUCUCACUCAAAUUAUUUCCAUAGAUUUAUCUGGAAAUAGUUUUGCAGGACAGAUUCCAGAUGUUUUUGGAAAUCUCAACAAAUUAACUUCUUUGACAUUUUAUUCCUGCAAUUUUAGUGGUCAGCUUCCAAUAACUAUGUUCAACCUCACACAAAUCACCCAGCUAGAUUUGUCAUAUAACGGAUUAGAAGGUCCCCUGCCAAAUCAUUUUAGUGAGCUUCAAUUGCUUGAGGUGUUUUGGUUAUCUAAUAACUCUGUAAGAGGUGGAGUACCAUCUUGGCUGUUUACUUUGCCAUCAUUGCAAAAUCUAGACCUCAGCCAUAACAAACUCACCGGUCCAGUUGACCAAAUUCAGAAACCUAAUUUUGUCAAAUAUGUUGAUUUGAGUUCUAAUGACAUUCAUGGUCCAAUACCCAGUUCUUUUUUUGAUCUUGUGAACCUUAGCACACUUCAUAUUUCAUCAAACAACUUGAGUGGUGUCAUCGAGUCAAAUAUGCUCUUCAAACUGGAAAAUCUUUACACUCUUGAUCUUUCAAACAAUAGUUUACUAUCAUUAAUCACUAGUGGCAAUGAUGUAAACUAUUCCUUCCAUCAGCUUGUUAGAGUGUUAUUCUCUUCAUGUAGCGUGAGACAGUUUCCAAGUUUUUUUUGGACAUCAAGGUUAGAAGUUUUGGAUCUUUCCAAUAACAAGAUUUCCGGUGGAAUUUCCAAAUGGGAAGCAGAAGGGUGGGUAGAAUUGAACAUGUUGAACCUUUCUUACAACUUUGUUACCAGUUUGGAGCAAUUUCCAGGAAAAUAUCUUCAAAUUAUUAAUCUUCAUUCCAACAUGCUUCAAGGGCCAAUUCUCUCAACUUGCUUGAAUCUUCAAAUGCCAAAUCCACCACUAUUCUUGAGCAUAUUUUUUAUUUCAGAGAAUAAAUUGACCGGAAAUAUCCCUUCCCUGAUUUGCAAUUGGACAUCCCUGGUGGUUCUCGACUUGUCUAAAUGA